Molecule: messenger RNA, 1517 nt
Organism: Meleagris gallopavo (turkey)
Lineage: Eukaryota; Metazoa; Chordata; Aves; Galliformes; Phasianidae
Source: RefSeq, a predicted model, not a curated record
GUCUGUCGUAUCGGCCCCUCUUGUACCCGUGUCCUUUCCUAAAUCACCCCGAGUCCCGGCUUCUUGCUUUGUUGGCUCUCUGAGGCCGCCGUGGCUCAGAGUGCGGGAUCUGAAGGAACCCUUUUUCUCCCCCCAGCCUUGUUGUGCGUGUGAUGUGCUCGGUGCUGGGGCUCUUUGUGCAGCAGAGCGGACCCCGUCCCCGCGAUGCCGCCGUGCAGGUGUACAUUGCCAACCACGUCACACACUUUGAUCACAACGUCAUCAACCUGCUGACCUCAUGUAACACGCCCGCACUGAAUGGUGCCCCUGGCUUCAUCUGCUGGUCGCGGGGCUUCAUGGAGCUGGGAGUGACAGGGAGCCGAGCUGAGCUGGUCGAUUCCUUGAAGGCAUACUCGUCUCACAGAGGAAACCCACCGCUGCUGCUCUUCCCCGAGGAAGCUGCCACCAAUGGCCGGGCCGGCCUGCUCCGCUUCAGCUCCUGGCCAUUCUCCAUCUUGGAUGUGGUGCAGCCGGUUGCCCUACAGGUUCAGAGGCCUUUGAUCGCUGUGAGUGUAGCUGACUCCUCCUGGAUUACAGAGCUGUUCUGGACCUUCUUUGUUCCCUUCACAGUUUAUCAAGUAAGGUGGAUGCCGUCUGUCCCCAGACGAGCUGAAGAGCUGAGUGAGGAUUUUGCGCUCCGUGUUCAGGAGCUCUUGGCUGUGGAGCUGGGUGUGGUAUCCACACGGCUCACUGCAGCAGAUAAAGCUGAGCACAUGAAGAGGCUGAGACAUUCAUCGCAUCUUCCCCUUGCCCCAGCCUCAAGCCAGCCCCUGGCAGCCAGGCUCAGGAUGCCUUCCAGCCUGUCUGGUAUCGGAUCUUUUGCUCCUGAGGAUGCACGGAUCACAACGAUGGCUCAACAGGUCAAGGAGGUUCUGCCUCAUGUGCCUCUGGAGGUCAUCAGGACAGACCUGGCCCAGACAAACUGUGUGGAUACCACUAUUGCCAACUUGCUGGAGGGGAGAGUGCCCUUCUUCCCUGAAAGUGAGGCUGCUACUGACCUGCCUGCUCCAUCUACCUCCUGGGCUGCAUCAGCUUCUGGCAUCCGGGGCUCCGUGGCUUUGCCUUCUUCCAAGCCAGCUACAAAGCAGUUUGCAAAGUCCCCAGUGGAACGGCACCUGUCCCUGCAGGAGAGGAAGCGCGCGCUGUACGACUACGCCAGGAGGUGAGUGCAGCCCCAGUCCCCAUCCCAGCAGUCUGCCCCACGCGUUGCCCAUGCUUUUCUGCUUCACCUCUCCCAAGCGUGCAGCCUGUUGUCAUCUUGGAAAUCUCUGUUUGCCUUGAGCUGUCGCCCGGUUUCUGUUUGUGAGGACUAAGGGGGAUAGAAGCUGUUUACCAGAACCGCAAUUUCUGUGGGAUAGAGCUUAGCAAAAAAAAGUGGGUUUGUUCUUUGGUAUAACAGAUUUGACUGAUAGAAGUCAUUGUGAGACUAUAGACGUCUUUGAAAUAAGGAUCGAUGCUGUGGAACGCUCAUUUUAGAA